Drosophila ficusphila is the source of this 3771-nucleotide messenger RNA. It is a transcript of the gene Kap3, whose product is annotated as kinesin-associated protein 3. Gene Ontology annotation, molecular function: kinesin binding. The coding region runs from base 75 to 3161 and encodes 1028 amino acids. The record is from RefSeq and is a predicted model, not a curated record. The transcript is spliced from 9 exons. Gene Ontology annotation, cellular component: ciliary transition zone; kinesin II complex; axoneme. Gene Ontology annotation, biological process: cilium organization; microtubule-based movement. NCBI's taxonomy places the organism in Eukaryota, Metazoa, Arthropoda, Insecta, Diptera, Drosophilidae.
UGUAAGCAAACUCCGUCUCACCACCACCUGGUAACACUGAAUCGAGCGGAAAUCGGGAGUCGCAGCGCAAUCGCAUGCAAUUUGUUUUGUUAUUAAUUUUGCAAAUAAUCUCGGGCUUGGUGCUGCUGCCAAUUGUGAUCCACUACGUCUAUUACAUAAUAAAUGCGAUUGCCGGCGACUUGUGCGAGCAAAAGAGAGCGCAACGAGAGCAGCAGCUGCAAAAGAGUCCCAGUCCGCGUCACCCCCCGCCGCCGCCCACCGAGGAAAAGCUUGGGGCUUUCAUAAACAAUUUGACAAAUUCUUUGCGUUCGCCAACAACAAUGCAAACAAACGAUGACGCCAAGUUUAUUAAAAAGAGGUGGAAAGGCGGAUCCAUCGAACCGCAUCCCACGGAUAAGGCGCUGAUUGUCAACUACCAAUUGGAGGCCACCGUCUUCGGGGAGCCCAACAAUCCGAUGAUCGAGGAGAAGAAGCACUGUCAAAAAAUCAUUCGACUGCGCUCGUUGAACGCAAAAACAGAUCCGGCGGCAUUAGCUCGCGAGGUGGUGGAAAAGUGCGACCUCAUCCACAAGUCGCAGCUGAAUGACGUUGAGCAGAUCAUCUUCUACCUGAAGAAUCGCAAGGACAAUGCCAGCAAUGAUAUUCCGGACAACAACACUCACACCCGGCGAUCGGCGGCGCUGCACACCUCGCACACCCGGUCCUCAGCCCGAUCGCACAGCAGUGUGGCGGCGAUGAGCAGCAGCACUGGGAGCGCAGCGGGAUCCACAGGAGCCACCAACGGUGGGUCGAAUGCCCUGAGUGCCGCCACGCCCACGGCGGAUGUGUCCAUCAACAACAUCGAUGAGUACGUGGAACUGUUGUACGAGGAGCUGGGCGAACGCAUCCGGGGCUCGGCCAUGAUUCUCCAGAUGGCGCGCAACCCGGAUAAUCUUGAGGAGCUGGAAAAGAAUGAAGCCUGCCUCAGCGCCUUGUCGCGUGUUCUCCGCGAGGAUUGGCGCAAAUCCUUGGAUCUCUCCACCAACAUAAUCUACAUCUUCUUCUGCUUCUCCACCUACACCAAGUUCCAUCCACUUAUAGUGCAAUACAAGAUUGGAUCACUGUGCAUGGACGUGAUCGACUACGAGCUGCGUCGCUACGAAACGAUGCGGAACGAGCUGGAUGUGCGCAAGCAGCCCAACGGAUCCUCCACUCCGCACUCGGCGAAGGCCAGCAAGGAGAAGCUGAACCGCAGCACCGACGACUUCCUAGACAUCAUGAACGAGGAGAAGCCCAAGGAGAUGGAACCUCCACGCCGUCGCAUUCCGGAGCUGAAGCAGCGGCCCAAGUCGGGCAACUGGAGCAGCUUCCACGGCUCCAUGUCGUCGUCGCUGAUCAAGAGCCAGAUCCUGAACAGCAGCUACCAUGAGGCGCUCUGCGCCGGCGGCUCCCCUGCCGGCGAUCCUCCGGCCGUGCCCGCUGAGUUCAAGGCCCAGAGCAACGAGUCGCUGGACAGGAACGAUCCCAAGGUCAAGAAGGAGGAAAUCGACCGGCUGAACAAGCAGCUGAAGAUCUUCGCCAAGAAGCAGGAGCAGCUGCUGCGCGUGGCCUUCUACCUGCUGCUGAACAUGGCCGAGAACGUGAAGCUGGAGGAGAAGAUGCGCCGCAAGCACAUUGUCAAGAUGCUGGUCAAGGCGCUGGAUCGCCAGAACAUCGAUCUCCUGAUGCUCGUCAGCACGUUCCUCAAGAAGCUGUCCAUCGUGGGCGACAACAAGGACGAGAUGGGCGCGCUAAACAUCGUGGCCAAGCUGCCGCGAUUGUUCCAGAGCACGCACACGGAUCUGGUGCAGGUCACCUUGAAGCUGGUCUUCAAUCUCUCCUUCGACGGCGGCCUGCGUCGCAAGAUGAUCGCCGCCGGCUACCUGCCCAUGCUGGUGAUGUUCAUCAACGAUGAGAAGCACCACGGCAUCGCCGUCAAAAUCCUCUACCACAUGAGCCUGGACGACAAGGUGAAGGGGAUGUUCACGCAAACGGAGUGCGUGCAAAUGGCCACCGACGCCAUAAUCCUCAACCUGAAUGUCAAGGUCGAUCUCGAUCUCAUUGCCCUGUGCAUCAAUCUCUCGCUGAACCGCCGCAACGCCCAGAUCAUGGUGGAGGGCCAACGGCUGCACAGCCUGAUGGAUCGGGCCUUCAAGUACCAGGACGCCCUGCUGAUGAAGCUGCUGCGGAAUCUCUCGCAGCACGAGUCCCUGCAGCUGCAGUUCAUCGACUAUGUGGGCGAUCUGGCGCGCAUCUUGACCAUCUGCGACGACGAGGCGUUCAUCGUGGAGUGCCUGGGCAUCUUGGGCAACCUGGCCCUCACCGACUUGGACUACUCGCAGAUCCUGCAGAACUUCCAGCUGAUUCCCUGGAUCCGGCAGCUCCUGGUGCCCUGCUCCCGCAUGGACGACCUUGUGCUGGACACGAUUGUUUACCUGGGCACCUGUGCCUGCGACGAGCUGUGCGCCCUGCUCUUCUGCCGCGCCAAGGUGGUCAUUUCGCUGAUCGAGCUGCUGAAGGCCAAGCAGGAGGACGACGAGAUCGUGCUUCAGAUCAUCUUCGUGUUCCAGCAGAUCCUGCGGCACGAGAGCACCAGGGAGUACAUGAUCAAGGAGACGGAGUCGCCCGCCUAUCUGAUCGAUCUGAUGCACGACAAGAACGAGGAGAUCCGCAAGGUGUGCGACUACUGCUUGGACAUAAUCGCCAUAAGUGACAGCGAGUGGGCCAAGCGCAUCAAGCUGGAAAAGUUCCGCAACCACAACUCGCAGUGGCUCUGCAUGGUGGAGUCGCAGCAGGACCAGGACAACGAGCAGGACUACGCCGAUCAGGAGGACGAGUGCGACAACGACCUGGACACGUACCUGCGCUCCGAGUACUUGGACAACUGCGAUCUCUACAACCACGACAACGCUGACAACGACAGCAACAGCAACAGCAACCACAGCAAUAACAAUCCGGCCAGCCCGGCCAUGUCCACCUACAGCAGGCCACUUAGCACCUAUCGCCGCAGCCAGGACCUCGACGACCUGUAUAACAUGACCUCCAGUUCGAAGUCGCAGGGCUCCAGCGACAACAACUUCAUGUUCAAGUCGAACAAGUCCCUGGAUGCCGACGGCCUGCACGAGGAGCUGCUAAUGGCCUAGUGCAGAAAAAGAAGAGAAGACAGGCGGGCGGUGAACCGAGCCGAACCGAACCGAUCAAAUUUUUAUUAAGAAGCUUCUGCUGAUGCCGAUGAACCCGUGUACAUGUUUAGUCACUACCUAAUUACGACCUUCUGCUACGAUUUAUAGAACAUAUAUAUAUAUAUAUACGAUACUUUCACGCUUGUUAGUCAAAGACGUUAAAUGAUUUUAGCGACGCGGCAACUUUGUACUCAAGACAUUCAAGUCGAGCAACGGCGCACAGUUACAAAUUUAACUUUAGUUCGGUUACUUUUUACUUACUUACUCAUUACGGAUUACGUAUUAAUUGUGUUUUUGUUAUUUAUUAAUUUAUUGAGGCCUUGUAUUAGUACUAUUUAUCGCUUAGCUUCUCCUCGGUUGCUUGCAAUGCAAUUACUGUGCAAUAAUCUCUGACUCAAAGUAUUACGUCGAACGUUUUUAGUUGUACUCGCUUUUAGUUUUAAAACCGAUCCUUUAUUUUUUUGGUUGUUUAUUGCAUACCUUACGAACGAAAGUCAAAUUGUAAUAUUAAAGACGGGCAAAAAAUGGACAAAAUGAAACCCCGACAAAAUAUAUACAAAGCUAAUGUAAA